AUGAGCGAGACACAGCUUUCAACACCAAAGACCGAUCACGGUCAACAGCCAACGCUUAAGUUGACGCCAGCGAUUGACGACCAUUUGGCCAGAACCCUCAAGCAGAAGCCAUUGCGUUACAAAGGGUCCUUCGACUCUUACAAUCAUUUUGAAAUCUCGCCAUAUAUUGGGACAGAGUUUCCAAAAGGUUCCAUUAGUCUCCGUGACCUGCUGAAAGCUCCCAACAGUGAUGAACUAUUGAAGGACCUUGCGGUUCUUAUAGCCGAGAGAGGUGUCAUCUUAUUCAGAGACCAGGAUUUGACUCCUGAUGAGCACUCCUUGUUGGUGAAGAAACUAUCCACAUUACCACUUGGUCAAAAACCUGAAGAUGCACUGUUGCAUAUCCAUCCAAUGACACACUCCAACCCAGAAUUCGGGGACCAUUUUGUCAAGAUCUACUCGAAGCUGAAUGAGGUUUACAAAGGUGAUAAAAGAGGAAUCACUCAAAGAACAACGGGACUUUUCCAUUCUGACUUGAACUAUGAGAGAAGACCAGCAUUGUUAAGUGCACUAAGAAUGACGGUUGUUCCUGAGGAUGGUGCAGGUGGAACUGUCUUUGGAUCUGGGUAUCACGCCUAUUCCCGACUUACCCCAACAUUUGCUCGUUUCCUAGAGAACUUGACUGCUCACUCAGAUUGGACAACAAAUCUGAAACUGUUUGACUCCAAAACUGGUGAUCAUUAUAGGGAGGUUAGAGGUGCAGAGAAUGUGGGCGCACAGGUUGUGUCCGAUCAUCCAGUUGUAAGAACUAAUCCAAUAACGGGGUGGAAAUCUCUCUACUACAGUGUUAUUCACAACCGGUAUAUCAAUGAGUUGGAUUACGAUGAGUCCCUUGCAGUGAUGCAGUUCAUUGAGAGAUCAUUAACUGAGAACCAUGAAUACCUCAUCAAGAUCAGAUGGCAGAAAAAUGACAUCGCUAUAUGGGACAAUAGAUCCACCUUCCAUUCAGCUACAAUGGAUUAUGAUGGGCAAUCGUCAUAUAGGGAGGGUUUUAGAGUUACCACUUUGGGUGAAAUCCCUUACCUUGAUCCAGCAUCAAUUUCCAUCAAGGAAUAUGAAGAAGCCCUGAAGAACCAAGCUCGUUGA
This is a messenger RNA of Williopsis jadinii, 1125 nucleotides long. RefSeq names its product TauD/TfdA dioxygenase family protein. Lineage: Eukaryota; Fungi; Ascomycota; Saccharomycetes; Phaffomycetales; Wickerhamomycetaceae. The transcript has a single exon. The coding region runs from base 1 to 1125 and encodes 374 amino acids. Gene Ontology annotation, molecular function: 2-oxoglutarate-dependent dioxygenase activity. Gene Ontology annotation, cellular component: cytoplasm. The record is from RefSeq and is a predicted model, not a curated record.